Toxotes jaculatrix (banded archerfish) is the source of this 1959-nucleotide messenger RNA. It is a transcript of the gene lingo2, whose product is annotated as leucine rich repeat and Ig domain containing 2. Gene Ontology annotation, cellular component: plasma membrane. The transcript is spliced from 2 exons. NCBI's taxonomy places the organism in Eukaryota, Metazoa, Chordata, Actinopteri, Toxotidae. The record is from RefSeq and is a predicted model, not a curated record. Bases 99 to 1940 code for a protein of 613 amino acids. Gene Ontology annotation, molecular function: protein binding.
UAAAAGACCGAAAAUAGGGACGACCACAGCAAAAGAAGAGAGUAAAGAAUAGGCCAUGGCUGAGUGGAUGAUUACUUCUCAAAGUGAACCGUGACAGAAUGGUCGACUGUAUGAGCAAAGUCAUGCUGCACACGGUCGUCUCAUGCUGGCAGCCAUUCCUGGGACUGGCCCUCGUGGCUGUCUUUGUGGGUUCUACCCUGGGAUGUCCCUCGCGCUGCGAGUGUUCGGCUCAGAGCAAGGCAGUUGUCUGUCACCGCAAGCGCAUGCCCAGCAUCCCGGACGGCAUCCCAACCGAGACCAGGAUCCUGGACCUGAGUAAGAACAAGCUGACAAUGAUCAACCCUGAUGACUUUAUUGCCUUUCCUGGGCUUGAGGAGCUUGACCUCAGUGGAAAUAUUAUCAGUUAUGUCGAGCCUGGAGCUUUCAACGCCCUCUUUAACAUGCACUCGCUCAGUCUCAAGAGCAAUCGUAUCAAGCUUAUUCCUCUGGGCGUCUUUGCAGGUUUGACAAAUCUUACCCGACUGGAUAUAAGUGACAACAAGAUCGUUAUCCUCCUGGAUUAUAUGUUUCAGGACUUGCACAAUCUAAAAUUUUUGGAAGUGGGUGACAACGAUUUGGUUUACAUUUCUCACCGUGCAUUCAGUGGACUAUUAAGCCUGGAAAUACUAACCCUGGAAAGAUGCAAUCUUACAGUUGUGCCCACUGAGGCCCUCUCCCACCUGCAUAACCUUGUCAGCCUCCAUCUACGAUACCUCAGCAUCAACACCUUGCAUCCUUACUCAUUCAAAAAGCUGUUCCGGCUGCGGCAUUUGGAAAUUGAUAAUUGGCCUGUGCUAGACCAUGUGCCAGCCAAUACCCUGCAUGGCCUCAACCUGACGAUGCUGUUUAUAACCAAUACCAACUUGUCCUCCUUCCCUUACCAAGCCCUGAAGCAUCUGCCCUACCUGACACACCUCAACCUGUCCUACAACCGCAUCAGGCACAUCGAAGGGGGGAUGCUUAUGGAGCUGGUUCGGCUGCGAGAGCUCCAUCUGGUUGGUGCUCAGUUAACCACCAUCGAACCGUAUGCUUUCCAGGGCCUGCGGGGCCUUAAAGUUCUUAAUGUCUCUCACAACCGACUGGAUACACUGGAGAAGAGUGUUUUUCAGUCCCCUGAGGCUCUGGAGGUUCUUCUGAUUGACAACAACCCCUUAGUGUGCGACUGCCGUCUUAUGUGGAUUCUACAGAAAAGGCACUCCAUCUUCUUUGGGGAUUCGCAGCCGGAGUGCAGCACACCUGAGGGUAUCCGCGGCAGGCCUUUUAAGGAAUUUAAGGAGACUCUUCUGUCUUAUUACGUGACAUGCACCAAGCCAAAAAUUCGUGAGAAUAAAACACAAACAAUCACUGUGGAUGAGGGCCAGCAGGCAAUGUUGCGCUGCAGUGCUGAGGGGACUCCAAGACCCAUUGUGUCCUGGUUGUCCCCACGCCGACGAGUGCUGACAAGUAGGAGCCAUGGUAGAGUGACCGUACACAACAACGGUACACUGGAGAUCAAGUCAGCAGAGGUACAAGACAGCGGAGUGUACCUUUGCCUAGCAUCAAACACUGCUGGGAAUGACACCCUGAUGACUUCACUGGCUGUGAAAAGUCUGGGAUCACUCUACGCUAACAGGACCCAGUACUACACAGAUCCCAGCAAUACCACUGCCAACGGGACGACCGGUGUGACCCUCGGUUUGGACCUAAAGACUAUUCUAGUGUCAACAGCUAUGGGUUGUUUUACGUUCCUGGGAGUGGUCUUGUUUUGUUUCCUGCUCCUUUUUGUUUGGAGCAGAGGAAAAGGAAAACAUAAAAACAACAUAGAUGUUGAAUAUGUGCCUCGGUCAAAGUCUAAUGGCACUAACGUUGACUCGGCAGAGGGACAAGCAGGACCUCGUCGUUUUAACAUGAAAAUGAUGUAACUUUUUUAUAGAUUCGAUA